Cladophialophora yegresii CBS 114405 is the source of this 945-nucleotide messenger RNA. RefSeq lists its product as uncharacterized. The record is from RefSeq and is a predicted model, not a curated record. Bases 1 to 945 code for a protein of 314 amino acids. NCBI's taxonomy places the organism in Eukaryota, Fungi, Ascomycota, Eurotiomycetes, Chaetothyriales, Herpotrichiellaceae. The transcript has a single exon.
AUGAACCUUCACCAGUCUGCCCAUAUCAUCCCGCAGCUUCUCGGUGCCAUUGUUGAGGCGGUCCGCUUCCUCGGGCCUGACCAUUGUGUCAUCUCAGUCGUGGAGGGACGAUCAACAGAUGGCACAUUUGAGAUCUUGAAGAGCCUGGUGAAGGAGAUGGAGCACCUCGGUGUCUCUUACUUCCUGUCUUGCAAUGAGUUGCAGCCUGGCGGAAACGGCAUGGAACGUAUCUCGACUCUUGCUGAGCUGAGGAACUUGGCGCUCGGACCACUAACCCGACACCCGGAUCAGUUCGACUUGUCGACCACGAUCAUCUUCUUGAAUGACAUUGCACCAUGUGUCGAAGACAUUCUGGAACUCAUCCUGCAGCGAGCGCUCCUUGGCGCUGACAUGACCUGCGGAAUGGAUUGGUACAACUUGGAUGACGGACAAGGCGGCACCUUCUACGAUUCGUGGAUCGGAAGACAGAUGAAUGGCGAGACGUUCUUUGAGGUGCCGCAAAGCACGUCUUGGGAUUUCUCCAAGAAUCUGUUCUGGGACCAUGAGACCAGCAAGUUACGGUACUCGCUCGGCCAACCAUUGCAGGUCUUUUCCUGUUGGAAUGGUGCCGCGGCGAUAGCUGCCAGCCCGUUCAUGGAUGGAAGGAUAUGGUUCAGAACGGAGAUGCAGGGCGAAUGCCAUCUCGGGGAGCCGGUCCACCUGGCAAAAGACCUCUGGAGACUUGGUUAUGGCAAGAUCGCAGUGAUCCCAGGUGUCAAUAUUGGGUACUCAGUCGUAGACUCGAGGAUAGCGAAGGACGCACACGGGUGGGUUUCGGAGGUGGUCGAAGAGGGACCCAUGGAGCCGAACCGCAUUGUUUGGCAGGAAAGGCCGCCAGGUCAAAUCAAAUGUUUGGAAGGAGAUUGGCACAAGCCGUCGUGGGAGCCUUUCGAUCUUGACACUUGA